AUGAAGAGCUACCUGACUGACAGAGGUUUGCGCAUAGAUGUGGGUGAUCUCGUUCUGAAGCGCGUGCUUUGCAGCACCAUCAAGAGCACAGUGUCCGUGGCCGGCUGGCAUGGGCAAAUCGUGGCUUUGAAGCAGCUCAAGAUGGACCCAUUGACAGAUGAUCCAGAGGAGAAUGAUGCAAAGUUGACCGAUCUGAUCAAUGACAUCCUCAUUCUCAGUGCGGUAAGCCAUCCAUGUGUGGUAAAGAUGCUUGGCGCAAGCUUUGACACAACCGAGCCCAUGCUGCUAACAGAAUUCCUUGAGAACCAGGAUGUUGAGACGUUCAUGCGCAAGCGACGGGUCGCUUCCGUUGAUGGGUUGUGGAAGCCACGGUUUCCUUUGGCGAUGCGUUGGGCACUCUCCACUGCUACAGCCUUGGCAUAUUUGCAUGGCUUAGCACACCCCAUCAUCCAUCGGGACCUCAAGCCCUUGAACAUGUUCCUCACAAAGCACUUGGAGGUGAAGAUCGGCGAUUUCGGAUUGGCCAAGAUGAUGCCAAGGUGUGGCGGCUGCCAUGAAGGUGUGGAGAUGUCGGGAGGAGUUGGGACCUGGCGUUACAUGGCUCCAGAGAUGGCUCGCCAUGAGGCCUAUGAUGAAAAAGUGGACAUCUAUGCUUUCAGCAUGAUCCUUUAUUUUAUAUUUUCAGGGAGACAGCCAUUCUACUCCUAUGGGAAAGACCUCGAUGUGGUGUUGCAAGCAUACCAAAAAGGUACUUCAGCACAGGAAUUUCAUAUAAUGCGCAUCCAGUAUGACCCAGUGGCCAAGCCAUUGGAGACCUUGGUGGGCAGAACUGAAACGCUCAAUGCCUCGGUCAUCUCGCUUUUGCUUCCCCAAGCUGGGGCCUUUUGCUUCCGGGAGGAUGCUGGAAUUGGUGAGCUCGAGUGCUUCGAGAAGGAUGCUGCUUUGGGAGGCCUGUUCAACUACGGCCUCAACAAAACCGGAGUGUAUGACAACUGCGUCCUGACCAUCAGCAACUACUUGAUGGCAUUCUCUGACAUGCCUCCCACGGGGCACCGCUACCACUGGCACCAUUCAGAGUACCGGAGGUAUUUGGAGGACUAUGCCAAGAAGUUUGGCUUGGAACGGCACAUCUCCUUCAAUAUGACUGUCGCCUCAGUGGAAGGUGGUCCAGGCCGAUGGCAUGUCGUGACCCAAGAUGCUGCCGGUCACUUGCUGGAUCGUGGCAUCUACGAUGCGGUGGCCGUUUGCUCUGGCGCCCACCAAGCCAUCAACAAGCCCACCUUGCCCGGCUUAGAGAGCUUCAAGGGUGAGGUUAUCCAUAGUAAUUAUUACAAGAACAGCGCGCCGUUUGAGGGCAAGGAGUGCGUGGUUGUGGGCCUCGGUGAGAGUGGCGCGGACAUCGUGCGAGAGAUCUCUGAGGUGGCCAGCUCCACGGUCUUGGCCUUGCGAAGCUACCCCUAUUUGAUCCCUCGCCUGGCGCGGCCCUUCCACUCGAACCCGUUGGGAUGUUCUUCAGAUGCCUUCACGUCGCAUUUGCGUCACGACUACCUCCUGGUCCCUAUGCGGCAUUACCGAAGGUUAAAGGACUUUCUCAAUCGGCUCAUGUGCACGCUAGCAGCGCUGUUGUUCUUCUUCUUCCCCUUCCUGGGGACAGGUGAUCAUCCUUACAAGGAAGACGCAUUUCACCAGGAUGCCUCGGCGAACUACUUGGACAAGGAGACCCGCUAUUCCUGGGAGGUGGCCAGUCUCAUCUACCACUGGUGCAACCGUUCGGGGCAGCAGGAGCUAGGCCAGAAGUUUGCGUGCAAGAAUGUGAUGUUCAUGGAGAACGUGGCACGUGGCAGGAUCCGAACCAAUCCAUCGGGCAUCGAUCGCCUUGAGGGAAACUCGGUGAUCUUCCGCGAUGGCGCCACGGUGACGUGCGACUGCCUGGUUCUUUGCACUGGCUAUCGUGACGUGUUCCCCUUCCUGAAGGGAGAGAUAGGUGACACUGGACUUCCACUCCAAGUGCCCGACAACAACGUGCGCCGGCUUUUCAAGCAUGUCUUUCACCCGCAGAUCGGCCGGAGCAUGGCCUUCAUCGGCUUCGUUCGGCCCUCCACUGGAGGGAUCCCAGCUUGUGCUGAGAUGGCGGCCCGCUACUUCGCACUGUUGUUGAGCUCGCAAAGACAGUUGCCCAAGGACCUGGCGCGGCGCACCUCUGAGGAUCAUGACUUGGACCAACGCUACUUUUGCCUCUCUCCUGACGUGAAAACCCUCGUGGGUUACAAAGACUGGAUGGACUCCAUGGCAGAGCUGGUCGGUUGUGAGGUGCAGCUCUGGAGAUAUGUCUUUCAACCCAAGCUCUUCGUGCGGCUGUGCAUUGGUUCCCUGCUGCCCUGCCAGUACCGCUUGAGGGGUCCUGGAAGGCUCUUGGAGGCCAAAGAAGCCGUCUUGCGGCUCCCAGUCGCAGCGACGCCGGCGCAAAGUCUGUCGGAGGCGAAGCAAACCUGGCUGCGGCACUUGCGCCUGAAGCGCCUUUGGCCAGGCGAUGAGUGA
This is a messenger RNA of Durusdinium trenchii, 2538 nucleotides long. The record is from the annotation of a GenBank genome assembly. NCBI's taxonomy places the organism in Eukaryota, Dinophyceae, Suessiales, Symbiodiniaceae.